GGGGAGUUUAGAGGUGAAAUCGUGUCAGGAGGCAGAUUUUCUCUGCGCAUCACUGGGAAAAACACAAGUUCGCCGUUAGUGGGCAUCAUAUUGUUGCAGGAUGAUGUCAAUGAAAUCAAGUUUCGAGCAUUUCAACUGAAAUCUCGUGUAAAUCCGUGGGAAACAGAUCCGGAAUGUGGGCUGGCUGCGCCUGAUCCAAAAAGUGACCCAGUUACCGACAGGAAGAGCAGAGAGACGGAAAGGAGGAAGGAAGCGCGAAGCGAAGAGGAAAGGAGAGAGUUAGCAGACAAAAGGAGAAGCUAAGGAGCGUGGGAUGACACGGUGGGUUAGGAAGGAGGAGAGAGGGAGCGCACAGACACAGAGAGGUGACGUCAAACCCGAGCGGAGCAGAGUGGAGUGGAGCGGAGCGGAGCUGACCAGCAGCCGCUCUCUGCGCCUCUGCACGCGGCCGCCGCAGCUUUGAAACACCGCGGAGGAGGAGCAGGAACCGCGGAGGUCGGACCGGGAGAAGCUGACGCUGGCGCCGCACCGGGACGCGGCGGACGCGCUGGUUUUGCGCUGACUGAGAACAUGCCGGCUCGCCUCGCGCGGUCAGACAGGUGUUGUCAACGCGCGGCACGGAGCUUUGAUCUGCGCCGGAGGGCUCGCGCUCGUCGUUGAUCCGGACUGCGGCAACAAGUUUCAUGUUCUGAAUUUUCUCCGGGUUGAGAUUCUGGAUUUGAUGGAUCUGCUGCUCUGCCUCUUUUCCUCCCCUUGUGAUCCUGUUGGGAACCUUGAAGGCAGCCGGGGAUUCCGCUAAUGUCCCUCUCCGGCGCGGCUGUGCGCGCAGUGGAGAACCGGACCCUCCGACCCGCUUAAAUACGAAUUUUAUUCUCUUCCACCUGCGAUCCACCUUGCUUUACACGGGUCCCAGCUUGGCGUGGAGCCGCGAAACCACAUGGUGCCCACAGUCCGGCUACAGUGGCCCGAGCUCCUGCUGCUCGGACGCGCCACCCGGUGAUUUUACCACGCGGGAAUCAUGAUGGCUGGUCUGGCAGAGGCGGUAUUGGCGCGGAUGGUUCUUUAAGGGACCGACUACUCUUGACAAUGACCUCCAGCAGCGCUCUGCCCCGCGCCGUUCCCACCCCAACCCGAAAGAAAAGCACGCGCCCUCGGUUCGAUGCGCACGAGAAGACGUCGUGUCCCCAGAACCGCUGAUCCGACUGACAGUCCGGAGAGGAGGAGGAGGAGGAGGAGGGGGAGGAGGAGGGGGAGAAGGGGGGACACACGCUGACACAAACGAUCAGAGCAGAGAGGUGGUGAUGGAGCUGUCGGAGGUGCGGUGCUCCAGCGCCAGCGAGGAGCUGUACACCAUCAACAAGACGCCGAGCAGCAGCGACAACAGCAGCGGCAGCGGCAGCGGCAGCGCGCGGCCCAAGCGGCUGCUGUGGCAGAACGCGGUGCGGCACAUCACCGAGCAGCGCUUCAUCCACGAGCAGGGCGGCGGCGGCGGCGGCGGCUCCGGGGGAGCCAAAGACGACCCUUUCGACCCGAUCCAGGACGCACGGAAGCAGUCCGCGGGCCGGACCUCGGUAGGGGACCGGCACAACAACGGCGGGACCAAAGUGUUCCCCGAGCGCGCCAGCAGCGACCUGGGCUUCUUGCAGAUCGACUGCGCGCCCAGCAACUCGGACUUCUUCCUGAACUGGGGCUACACGUACCGGGGCGUGAUCUUCCCCACGCUGCGGAACGCCUUCAAGUCCCGCGACUUGGAGCGCCUCUACCAGCGCUACUUCCUGGGCCAGAGGCGCAAAUCUGUGGUGGUGAUGAACAUCCUGGACGUGGUGACCAAGCUCACCCUGCUGGUCCUGCACCUCACCCUGGCCUCCACCCCCAUGGACCCCAUCAAGGGGAUGCUGCUGGGCUUCUUCACCGGCAUAGAGGUGGUCAUUUGUGCCUUAGUGGUGGUGCGGAAGGACACCACCUCGCACAGCUACCUGCAGUACAGCGGCGUGGUCACCUGGGUGGCCAUGGCCACGCAGAUCCUGGCGGCCGGCCUGGGCUACGGGCUGCUGGGGGACGGGGUGGGCUACGUCCUGUUUACGCUGUUCGCCACCUACAGCAUGCUGCCGCUGCCGCUCACCUGGGCCAUCCUGGCCGGUCUCUUCACCUCCGGACUGCACAUCCUGGUCCAGCUGCUCAUUUCCGAGAAAGCACAACUCUUCACCAACCAGGUCGCUGCUCAGGCUGUGCUCUUCAUGUGCAUGAACACUGCCGGGAUAUUCAUCAGCUACCUGUCGGAUCGGGCUCAGCGGCAGGCCUUCCUGGAGACCCGGCGCUGCAUCGAAGCUCGCCUGAGACUGGAGACAGAGAACCAGAGACAGGAACGUCUGGUGUUAUCCGUACUGCCACGUUUUGUAGUUUUGGAAAUGAUCAACGACAUGACAAAUGUAGAGGACGAGCACCUCCAGCACCAGUUCCACAGGAUCUACAUCCACCGCUAUGAGAAUGUCAGCAUUCUUUUCGCAGAUGUUAAAGGCUUCACAAACCUCUCCACGACGCUCUCUGCCCAGGAGCUGGUACGAAUGUUGAACGAACUCUUUGCACGUUUCGACCGCCUUGCACACGAGCACCACUGUCUACGAAUAAAGAUCCUGGGAGACUGUUACUACUGCGUGUCUGGUCUACCCGAGCCCAGGCUAGACCACGCCCACUGCUGCGUGGAGAUGGGACUGAGCAUGCUCAAAACUAUCAGAUACGUCCGAUCCCGUACGAAACAUGACAUCGACAUGCGUAUCGGGAUCCACUCAGGCUCGGUGCUGUGCGGCGUUUUGGGACUCAGGAAGUGGCAGUUUGACGUCUGGUCCUGGGACGUGGACAUUGCCAACAAGCUGGAGUCUGGAGGCAUCCCUGGGCGAAUCCACAUCUCCAAAGCAGCUUUGGAUUGUUUGAAUGGCGACUACGAGGUGGAGGAAGGACACGGGAAGGACCGCAACGACUUCCUUCGGCGCCACAACAUCGAGACGUACCUGAUCAAGCAGCCCGAGGAGAGUCUGCUCACGCUGCCGGAGGACAUCAUGAAGGAGGCGGCCAGCUCGGCCGACCGCCGGGCCAGCAGCGCCACCUUCAACGAGGCCUCCUGGAGUCCUGAGCUCCCCUUCGACAACAUUGUGGGAAACCAAAACACUCUGGCUGCCCUAACGAGAAAUUCGAUAAAUCUGCUUCCAAACCAUCUUGCACAAGCUUUGCAUGUCCACUCUGGUCCUGAGGAAAUUAACAAGCGAAUAGAGAGUGCCAUCGACUUACGGAGUGGCGAUAAGUUGAGAAGAGAGCAUAUCAAGCCUUUCUCACUGAUGUUUAAAGACUCCAGCCUGGAAGAGAAGUACUCACAGAUGAGGGACGAGGUUUUCAAGUCCAACCUGGUCUGCGCCUUUAUUGUGCUCAUCUUCAUCACAGCUAUUCAAAGCCUGCUUCCCUCUGCCAGAAUGCUGACGAUGGUGAUCCAGUUUUCGGUCCUCAUCGUCCUGCACUCCUGCCUGGUUCUGGUUACGACGGCGGAGGACUACAAAUGUCUGCCUCUGGUCCUGAGAAAAGCGUGCUGCUGGAUCAACGAGACGUACACGGCACGAAACGUCAUCAUCUUCGUCUCAAUCCUUAUCAACUUCCUGGCAGCAAUGAUCAAUAUUCUGUGGUGUGACUUCGAUAAGUCCAACACCUUCAGGAACCAGACGUACAACGAGUCUGUCUCCAUCCCAGACAUCUGCUUCUACCCAGAGUAUUUUGUAUUCACAGGUGUGCUGGCGAUGGUCACCUGUGCCGUGUUCCUGCGGCUGAACUCUGUGCUGAAACUGGCGGUGCUGCUGGUGAUGAUUGCCAUCUACUCCCUGCUGACCGAAGCUUUCUACACGUCGCUGUUUGUCCGUUACGACACCGUGCACCACAACACGGAAAACUUCUUGGGAACCAAAGAGACAUCUCUGCUCCUCAUGGCCAUGUUCCUUCUUGCCGUGUUUUACCACGGUCAGCAGCUGGAGUACACGGCCCGGCUCGACUUUCUGUGGCGUGUCCAGGCCAAAGAGGAGAUCAACGAGAUGAAGGAGCUGCGAGAACACAACGAGAACAUGCUGAGGAACAUCCUUCCCAGCCACGUGGCCCGGCACUUCCUGGAGAAGGACCGGGACAAUGAGGAGCUGUACUCCCAGUCCUACGACUCUGUGGGUGUGAUGUUCGCCUCCAUCCCGGGCUUCGCCGACUUCUACUCCCAGACCGAGAUGAACAACCAGGGAGUGGAGUGCCUGCGGCUCCUCAACGAAAUCAUCGCCGACUUUGACGAGCUGCUCGGCGAGGAGCGUUUCCAGGACAUUGAGAAGAUCAAGACGAUCGGUAGCACCUACAUGGCCGUCUCUGGUCUGUCUCCUGAAAAACAGCAAUGUGAAGACAAAUGGGGUCACCUGUGUGCGCUGGCCGACUUCGCCAUCGCGCUGAACGAGAGCAUCCAGGAGAUCAACAAACACUCGUUCAACAACUUCGAGCUCAGGAUCGGAAUGGCUCACGGCUCCGUGGUGGCAGGGGUGAUCGGCGCCAAGAAGCCGCAGUACGACAUCUGGGGGAAGACGGUGAACCUGGCCAGCCGCAUGGACAGCACCGGCGUGAGCGGGAAGAUCCAGGUCCCCGAGGAGACCUACCUGAUCCUGAAGGAGCGCGGCUUCGCCUUCGAGUACCGCGGCGAGAUCUACGUGAAGGGCAUCAGCGAGCAGGAGGGCAAAAUCCGGACUCACUUCCUGCUGGGCCGGGUGCAGCCCAACCCGCUCAUCCUGCAGCCGCGCAAGAUCACCGGCCAGUACUCGCUGGCGGCCGUGGUGCUGGGCCUGGUGCAGUCGCUCAACCGGCAGAAGCAGAAGCAGAUUCUCAACGAGAACAACAACUCUGGCAUCAUGAAGGGCCACCACCACUACAACCGAAGGACGUUGUUGGCGGCCGGCGGGGCCGAGGUGGGCGGGGCCCAUCACGUGGAAGCGCCUGAUAAGACGGACCUGUCCUGAAGCGCGGAGCGCAGUUUGGGGUCCAGAACGAUUCCUCGGAGGCAGAACUGCUCAGAGGGCAGAAAUCUGGUCUGUGGUUGAGGUAAACCUCGGUGGGUGAAGCAUCACAGGGACGUUUUUGCUCAACAAUCCGGAUACUGACGGAUUUUCCCAGUCAUGGAAGCAGUGAGGAAGAUCCCCGUUACCAGUGACACGACAUUUAACAUUGUUUAACAUUGUUUUUCAUGGCUGAUCUAUUUGCUUAGAUCAGCCCACGUCAUCUAGGGCUUUUCAGAGUCAUGGAGGAAAAGAAAGUUUCCAUCAGAGUCAAUGCUUUCAUGGGAGGAAGCUGCCAGCUGCUGCUUCUCACACGCGUACGUUUACUGAUCACCAUCAGUGUGAGUAGGUCAGUAAUAGCCAGAACUACGGCAGCCUGUAGGUCUGGAGUUUACAGGCACGAUUUAACCCAAUGCCAGGUUGGAAAGACAUCAGCAAUGAGGUGGGAGACCAUCAGUCUGGGAAUGAUUAGAAACAUUUUCAGCCCCCCAUCCCAGCAAGAAAUGAUCAUUUUCUGUUUUAAUGCAUUCCAACUGUCCUUCUGAAGAUUACCCAGAAUCCCUUUCUAAAAUUUAUACCAUAUCUAUGGGUUAAAUUUGAUUAAAAAAAAUACAUAUGGGUUCCUUUAUAAAAUAAAACAAUGAUUUCUAACAGCUAGAAUGUUUCAACAUCGCCACACAUUUUACACUAUGUAGUAUUAACAGCAAUAUAAAUGGCUUUUAGCCCGACUCGUACCUGCAGUCAACAUUUAACCAGCUACAAACCUCAGUUGGCAGAAAUAAUAUCAAGCGAUUAAUAUUAAAGAUAAACGUCAGUUACAUUAAGUUUUGUACUUUUUGAGGAGUUUAACAGUAUUCAUCAUACUAAAAGGCUAAGGUCUCCUUGCGCCCCCCGUACAGUCAAAGUCCAGAACCUAAGCUGAUUCAAGUGCUGAUAACUGUGCAAAACCUCCAUGAUCUACAGCUGUUAGGGUCGGACAGAAAAUAUCCUCUGAGGGUUUUAGCGUCCAGACGUGGUUCCAAAGCCGUGAAAUUAGGGAUUAUUUCGUUUUAGUCUUGAUUGUAUGGACAGUGAUGGAUACUUUAUUUCCCCCAUGACUUUAUCCGAUGUUCUCAGAUGUAUCAAAUGAAUGUAAACUCCUGUUUAGUUGGGUUCACUAAGGGUAUCUGUAAUAAUCAAACUAAGGGCAGUCUGGACGUCUCGGAGAACGCCACUUUUCUUUUGAAGGGUUCCCAACAUCAUGAAUGUCGUGGAAAAACUGAGCGUCACUCAAACGUUUUCACCUUUUUAAAAAGUUUGACCCAACCGUGCUACGAAGGCUCCACCCACUUAGGUUUAACCCAGCCAAUGAGGUUUGUUCUUCAUCAGAAGCAGGUCAGUAGGGGAACUCCUCGUUGCAGGCCUGGGUGUUGGGGAUGCUGAGGGACGGGGGGAGAAAUGGAAAGACUGGACGAUGCCGUCGCGCUCCAUUUCCAUCCUCCGUCUUCUGUUCACCUUCUGUUGGACGGAUCAUCUGGGACUGUCCGUUCCCCGUUUAUCUCACCCUGCCUCAGACCCAUUCACACCUGAAGCCCUGACUCCUCCACCCUCCCAGACCUUCGCCCCGUGUCAAUGUUUCUUUUUUGUAUUUCUUUUAUAUCUGGAACACAAUAAAAAGGGGUCUAAUUUUUAUAGAA
Fundulus heteroclitus (mummichog) is the source of this 6733-nucleotide messenger RNA. It is a transcript of the gene adcy8, whose product is annotated as adenylate cyclase 8 (brain). Gene Ontology annotation, molecular function: adenylate cyclase activity. Gene Ontology annotation, biological process: cAMP biosynthetic process; intracellular signal transduction; adenylate cyclase-activating G protein-coupled receptor signaling pathway. The coding region runs from base 1302 to 5021 and encodes 1239 amino acids. Gene Ontology annotation, cellular component: plasma membrane. NCBI's taxonomy places the organism in Eukaryota, Metazoa, Chordata, Actinopteri, Cyprinodontiformes, Fundulidae. The record is from RefSeq and is a predicted model, not a curated record. The transcript has 18 exons.